This is a messenger RNA of Dermatophagoides pteronyssinus (European house dust mite), 1849 nucleotides long. RefSeq names its product glutamyl-tRNA(Gln) amidotransferase subunit A, mitochondrial (gene GatA). Gene Ontology annotation, cellular component: glutamyl-tRNA(Gln) amidotransferase complex; mitochondrion. Gene Ontology annotation, biological process: mitochondrial translation; glutaminyl-tRNAGln biosynthesis via transamidation. Gene Ontology annotation, molecular function: glutaminyl-tRNA synthase (glutamine-hydrolyzing) activity. Lineage: Eukaryota; Metazoa; Arthropoda; Arachnida; Sarcoptiformes; Pyroglyphidae. The record is from RefSeq and is a predicted model, not a curated record.
CGCAAUAUAUUUAUUCCCUUCGUAGAUCACGUGACAUAAUGAUCAUGUGAAGAUAUUCGAAAUCCAAGAGAACAAAAAAAAUGUACAAAUUAAAUUUGAAUAAUAAUUUACCAUUGCUGAAUCGAUCGAUUGCUGAAAUACAUCAACUUUUUCGUACUGGACAAUUAUCACCAUUAGAUUUAUUCGAACAAUGUCGACAACGUAUACGUGAUACGAAAAUAUUGAAUGCAUUCAUAACCAGUACCGAUGAUUUUGGUUUUGAUCAAUCAACAAAAUCUACCGAAAGAUAUCGUCAAGGCGAGGCAUUUGGUUUGUUAGAUGGAAUACCAAUUUCAUUUAAAGAUAAUUUUAGUACAAAAAAUAUUCGUACAACAUGUGCUUCAAAAAUGCUUGAAAAUUAUCAUCCACCAUUCAAUGCAACUGUAGUGGAAAAAUUAUUCAAUUCAGGUGUAACAAUAAUGGGAAAAACAAAUAUGGAUGAAUUUGCAAUGGGUUCAGCUUGUUCAGAAUCAUAUUUUGGUCCGGCUUAUCAUCCUUGGAAUUCUAGUAUUCAUUCCGGUGGAAGCUCUGGUGGUAGUGCAAUAUCAGUUGCUACUGGAGCUUGUUUUGCAUCACUUUCAUCCGAUACAGGUGGAUCAACUAGAAAUCCAGCAUCACGUCUGGGUAUUGUUGGAUUUAAACCAUCAUAUGGAUUGAUUUCUCGGUACGGUCUAAUACCAUUAACACAUUCAUUGGAUGUACCAGGAAUUAUGGCUCGUAAUGUUGGCGAUGUUCGAUUAAUUUUCAAUAAACUUCAUGGUCAUGACACUAAAGAUUCGACCACUGUCGAUGUUAAACUUAAUGAUGAUGAUAAAAAUCUUGAUGAUCUAAAUAAUUUAACCAUUGGUAUACCAGUCGAAUAUAAUGUUGAAAAUCUUAGUCCAAAUAUUUCGAAAGCUUGGAAAGAAGCUGAAUAUAUGUUACGUGACGCUGGAGUUCGAAUCAAACAAAUAUCUUUGCCACAUACAGAAUAUUCAUUAGCAUGUUAUUCGAUUUUAAAUUCUAGUGAAGUAGCUUCGAAUUUUGCUUGCUAUGAUGGUAUUGAAUAUGGUUAUCGAACAACAAAAUCGGAUCAAAAUUUGGAAGAUUUGUAUAUAGCUACACGUGAAGAAUCACUUAAUGAUAUUGUUAAAUCAAGAAUUAUUGCCGGAAAUUAUUUCUUACUUAGUCAAAAUUAUCAAAGAUUUUUUGAAAAAUCUUUACAAAUUCGACGUUUAAUUAGUGAUGAUUUUUCAAAAGCAUUUCAUGAUGUUGAUUUUAUAUUAACACCAGUAUGUUUAACAAAUACAAUGAAUUAUUAUCGAUGGAAUCAAAUGGAUCAAACUGAAGAAGCAAUCCGGGAAGAUUAUUGUACACAACCAGCUAAUAUGGCUGGUUUACCUGCAAUUAGUUUACCAUUUAAACUCGAUCCGGAUAACAAUUUUUUACCAAUUGGUUUACAAUUAAUCGGUCAACAAUUUGAUGAUUAUAAUUUAUUGAAAUUUUCGGAAAAAUUUGAAAAAUUAACAAAAUUUCCAAAUUUAAUUUUCGAAUAAAAAUGUAUUCUUUCUUUUUUUUCAAUGAAAUUCGAAUUGGACAUGCGUGUUUCGUGUGUUUCGAGUGGAAUAUUCGAAAAAAAAGAAAAAACUAAUUCCCAAAUCCUGUGGUUGUAAUCUUAUUUUUAGGCAACUUUUUUUCAUUUCAUUUCAUUUUUUUUUGUUUAUCCAAUUUUUUUCAAGUGUUAUGUACAUAAUAAUUAUUCAAAUCAUAGUAAAGUAUGAUGAUUGAAUGAAUGAAUGAAUCAGAAAUUUCAUUUCAUUUGCCGUCAUUC